This is a messenger RNA of Symbiodinium necroappetens, 571 nucleotides long. The record is from the annotation of a GenBank genome assembly. NCBI's taxonomy places the organism in Eukaryota, Dinophyceae, Suessiales, Symbiodiniaceae.
AUGACUAUGGCUGGACUGGAGCGGCUGCUGGGUGAAGGCACGCAAGUCCGGUAUGAAAUGCCUGAAACCUCCGUUUUCUGCAAGUAUCACCCCGCGGAUUGCAACGAGAGACAGAUGCAGCUGCUGGGUAUUUUGGAGACCGCGCAAGAGCAAACUAGUGGUGAGGGGUGCUUGCGCGAAAUGGGGGUAUUGACUCAGGAGGAGGACAGCGAGCAUUUCCACCCCAGGGUCCUCCGGAAACUUUAUGCACAAUACACAGCAAUCUACCGGCAGAGCCAUGAAACCAUUGAGUCCCAUCACGACUUCAGCCAGUGCGGCAUGACUGAACACUACGCAUGGUUCGGUGUGGCGGAAGGCUCUCUGCCAGAAAAUUUUUCCAGCCUGAAGCCACAAGGCCCUUCAACAGGUAGCCCAAAGGUGCCCCAAACAAGCCCAGCAAAGCGGCAGUGCGUGGUGGAGGAGUUGCUGGCCGACCUCUUCCGAUUGGAUGAGACGGAGGUGGGACGCGCACCGGUGAUUGUCUUAGAUCCCGAUCAAGUACAUGGUGUGGUGGCAAAUGGUGGGGAUGAAG